This is a messenger RNA of Acipenser ruthenus (sterlet), 2900 nucleotides long. RefSeq names its product C-type mannose receptor 2-like. The record is from RefSeq and is a predicted model, not a curated record. NCBI's taxonomy places the organism in Eukaryota, Metazoa, Chordata, Actinopteri, Acipenseriformes, Acipenseridae. The transcript has 8 exons. Bases 157 to 1782 code for a protein of 541 amino acids.
UGCUCUGUGUCCUUAUUUGCAUGUUGCGUGUGCUGAUCACCUGCACUCAGGUGUUUAUAGCAGCAGAUUCCUGCAGCAGCUCCUCAGACUGAAGGAGAGAGGACACAGAGACAGGUAGCUGUGAGACUCCACUGAGAAGUUUCUGGUGUGGCUAUCAUGGAGAAGCUGGUGCUCCUGAUGCUGUUGCUUGCAGGAAUAUGUGCAGUUGCCUCCGACCACUUCAGAAAAUACCACUUUGUGAAAGAUAGAAAGAGCUGGUUUGAUGCUCAGAGCUACUGUCGAGAGAAGCACACAGACCUGGCCACCAUUGAAAGCCAGGAAGAAACAGAAAAACUAAAUAUUUCAGCUGGUUUUACUGAUGCCUGGAUCGGCCUGUAUUAUGACAAAGAGAACUGGCAGUGGUCCAAUGGAGACAAUGUGAGCUACUACAACUGGACAUCCAGUCUCAGCUGUACUAGUGUCGAUUCAAAAGGAGAGUGGGUCGACUCAGACUGUCAUAUUAAUAUAUAUUCUUUCAUUUGCUACAAUGACACCAGAGAGAGUUAUAUCCUGAUUGAUCAACCGAAAACCUGGUAUGAAGCUCAGCAGUACUGUAGAACAAACUACACCGACCUGGUCAGCAUAAAGAAUAAUGAUGAAGAUAAGAAAAUAAAGGAGAAAGCAAAUGGAACUGCUGUCUGGAUAGGUCUGUUCAAUAAUCCCUGGAAGUGGUCACUCAAAGGGGAGUAUUCCUCUUUUCACAACUGGGACAAAGGGCAACCAAACAGUGUAGGCAAUAAUAUCUGUGUGGAGAUGUAUGGUACAGACAAAAAGGAAAGAGGUAAAUGGAAUGACGCUGGAUGCAACAAUACCUCGCCCUUCGUUUGCUAUAAUGAAUCCUGUAAAGAAGCUUCCUGCCCUAAAUACCACUUUGAGAAAACUGUUAUGAACUGGUCUGCCGCUCAGACACACUGUAGAGAUAAAUACACAGACCUGGCCACUGUCCACAGCCAAGAGGAAGCAAAGCAACUCUUAGAUAUUUUUAAUAUUAGUACCAAUGCCUGGAUCGGGAUGUAUCGUGAUGUCAGUGAGAACUGGCAGUGGUCCAAUGGAGAUGAAGUCACCUACAACAUGAGACGUGCCAAACUCUUCUGUGCUACAGUCAGUAAAGAUGGAGAUUGGACCGAUUCUCUCUGUCAUGAUACAAAACAUUUCAUGUGUUAUAACAGUAGUAAAGAAACCAGAGAGAGAUAUAUCCUGAUUGAUCAACUGAAAACCUGGUAUGAAGCUCAGCAGUACUGUAGAGAACACCACACUGAUCUAGUCAGUGUAAAGAAUGAGGAUGAAAAUAAUAAAAUAAAGGAGAAAACAAAUGGAAAUCCUGUCUGGAUUGGUCUGUCCAAUAACCCCUGGAAGUGGUCGGAUGGGGGGGAUAAUUACACACCUCAGAACUGGUUAGAAGAGCAACCUGACAAUCAUGAAGGCAAAGAGAAAUGUGUGAUGAUUCGAAACAAAACUAAUACACUUAAAUUGAACGAUGGUUCAUGCAGCUUGAAGCUCCCCUUCUUCUGCUAUGAUGAUCACAUGACAAUCGCAAGGGUCAAACUUACCGCACCAAGAGGAAUGAAUCUUGAAGACCCCAAAGUGAGCGAAGCCAUUUUAAAGCAGAUUCAAGAACAUUUCUCCAAGAAGUUUCCGAUGGACGGUGUUAACAUGCGCUGGAGAAAACAAGACGGAGAGAUUUUUCACAAGGAUGUGGAAGAGGAGGAUGAGGAGGAGGAGGAGAAGUGCUCUGAUCCGUGAGAUACCAGCACAGGCAUCGCAAGUGGGGGUUCAGGGCAUUGUACCAUUAAUCUCUAUUAGAAACAAACUGUAGUCAAAGGCUUUUGACUGUUUUGAUUUUAAUAUUUAAGUAACUAUACAUAAUAUAAUCAGGGGUUCAAAUCAAUAUAAUUGUGAAGUUCAGAAAUAUUUUAAUCUGCAUUAAGAUCAAUAUAAUACUAAAGAGAUUAAACAGAUCUACAUGAAUAGUAGGGUCUGCAAACAGUAUGCGUUGCAAAUGCAUUGCUUCAUUUCUGUAUAAGUUGUAUCAUAAUAUUGGUGUUCUCCUGCAGAUUGAUCAUGUUUCUUUGUACCACAUCAUGCUCCACAUGUUAUCAGAUCUGCAUUUAGAAAUACAGCUCCAAUUUGAAUCCCUGAAUAUAAUGUAAUAAUGCUAGAACAGGGUUUUGAGGUUGUGGUUUAGUUUAAAAUGUAUUUUAUAUUAUGUCCUGGUUUAUAAUUAAUGUGUGUUUUUUUCUGUUAAUUAUACAUUAUAUUGGUGCAAUUCAGAUUUUCAUGAAGGUGGUGGUGGGUGCAUUUAUAAUAAAGUAGCAACUAUAUCCUUAUCAUUUCUAUUUGGGGUAUUGAAGGUAGGGUGUGUUUUAGUGUCACUGCUGGAACACUGGUUUAUAUUAAGGUGGUGGUGGGUGUGCGUUUUCAUUUAUUAAUAAUUCCACGAUUGUUACAUUAGUUACUGGUGCAACUACAAUUUAUAUUAAGGCAUUUGAGUGUGUUUUAGUUGUAUCAUUAAGGUACUACAACUGUUGUGAUGUAAAAGUUUCCUUUACAAUAUAUAUGGUCAAGAAUAUUUGAUAAAAUAAAUGAAUUGAAGAUAUAUUUGUUAUUAUUAUUAUUAUUCAUACAGUACAUGCUAGACAAAAGCAUACAUUGAUAACGUAUUGAGAGAGAGACAUGCAAUAUGGUGUUGAAAAAGAACACUUUCCAAUGUGCAGCCUGCUGGAUGCAAUGCAACAUGUUCAAGGGUGUCUCUGCUUGGUAUGAAAAUAAACAGAUCAUGCACUGGGCAAGGAAACCAGUACAUUGUCACAAUUCAUAGUCUGUAUGUUUUCUGAAUUAUUACAAUAAAGUUUUUAACACAA